AUGAAUUCACCAAACAAUACAAAGCCCAAUAAAAAUAAUGAACAAAUAACAAAAGAAAAUAUUCAAACAACGGAAAUUAUUGAAGAUGAAGUUGUUCGACACUAUCAAAGUGAUGAAAUUAAGAAAUUAAUUGAGAAUUUAAUCAAAGUUUGUGAAGACACACCUGGCUUACCAUUGAAUUAUUUAAAUCAUAUAA
Messenger RNA from Rotaria sp. Silwood1, 196 nucleotides. NCBI's taxonomy places the organism in Eukaryota, Metazoa, Rotifera, Eurotatoria, Philodinida, Philodinidae. The record is from the annotation of a GenBank genome assembly.